This is a messenger RNA of Ictidomys tridecemlineatus (thirteen-lined ground squirrel), 4107 nucleotides long. NCBI's taxonomy places the organism in Eukaryota, Metazoa, Chordata, Mammalia, Rodentia, Sciuridae. The record is from RefSeq and is a predicted model, not a curated record.
AUGGCUCAAGGCCUCAGCGUUAGAGCAGGACUUCCGACUCCCUGCACCCAACUCCCAACUACUAGCCCACACAGCGCUCCCAAGUGCCUUAGCACGAUCACCACAUCAGCACCAGCGCAGAACUCCCAAACGCCACUCUGCUCCCGUGAGGACACUCAGCUGCUACCCACCCACAGGAACUCUGGCUGCCACGACCCUGUGGACCCCCAUCUACCAACGGCAGCUCCCAAAUUGGAACUCCAGCUGGCGGGGUACCCGGUUUCCAACUCCACCCUCUCCCCACCAGCCGGGGGCGCACCCCUGACCCACUUUUCCCGACGCCCCCCGCCCGAGACCCCCGCCCCGGCCGGGUGGAAGCCCGAGCCCCUAGGGCGGAAUCGAGCGGGGCGUGGGAGGCCCGCACGCUCCCCACCCCCCGCGGCGACCCGGAGGCGCGGAGCGUGCACCAAGGCUCGGCUCCCCCUCCCGGAGUGGCCCGUGCGGGAGCAGCUGCCCGCAAGGCCCCCGGCCCGGGGGUGCAAGGGCCCCGCCUCGGCCUGGGCCCCGGGCGCCGUGGCCCCCAGCGGAGGGGAAGGGGACAGAGGACGGGAAGAAGCUGUAAACAGCCCCAGCGUCCGGGCCUCGCCUCGAAGAGCCCCGCUUCCCAGGCCCCGCCGCGGGCCGCCCAGGACCCCGGCCCGCCCCGGGGCCGCGCCGCCCGGGGCCUGGGGCACCGGAGGGGAGUCAGGGUCCCUCCCCAGAAGGCUCGGGCGGCUCGCGGAGCGGCCCCGGCAGCAGAGAAGGGGGAAGUCAGGACUUACCUGUCAUUACUUUCUACGCCAUCUUGGAUCCACUUGUCAACGUCCCCACAAAGCAUUAUGGCCUCCCUUCCCCCACCGUGGCCUCCACGCCGGUUCCCUUUGCCCCGCCGCCCUCCUGCCCUGGCAGACACCCCACGUCUGCAUUCAUUCAGCCCGAGGAUUCCCUGGCGCUGGCGGCGGCGACCGCUCGCUGACUGAUUUAUGCGCACGCAAGUGAGCGUCCGGCUCCCGGUGCUCCGAGCGCCGCGCGGGCUCCGGCCGCCGCGCUUCCCGCCCCUGGGACAGCCGCGCGGGGGUCGCCAGGGCCGCCCUCAGCCCGGCUCACCGCUCCGGCACCCGCGCGGCAGGGAGGGGCCUCCGUGCAGGCAAGCCGUGCCGGGGCCACGGGAUGCGGGAACUGGGCGGACACCGGAUCCCCGGGUCAACCAGCCGUCGAAGCGCGAUUGGGGGAAAACCGGAAAAAAAAAAAAAGAAUAAGCUAAAUGCAACUUUUACCCCCUGUUUACUCUGCCUCUCGCCGUCUCCUCCUCUCGGCCGGUAAUGUGAUCCGCGACCCUCUAAAGAGGUAGAGACCCCUCCCCUUGGAAUGUGGCUUUGGGCUCCGCGGGACCCUCCCCGUUAAGAGUCCGGGCUGUGGACUGUGACUUCCCGGCGCAGGUAACUCAGUCGCCCACUGCGGGCGCGGGGCGGGGCGCGGAGGCGCGACAGGGCCCGGGGGAGGGUCCCCGGGAGGGUCUAGGAGAAGGGUGCUCCCGCAGCGGUCCACCUGCCUGGUUCCUACAGGACAGCGAGCCCCGGCGGCGGGGCCAGGGGUGGAGCGCGGGCGCCGCUGUGGCUUGGGGGCGGGGAAGGGGGGGGGAUACGGAGUCGCCCUGCGGCGACCCGGAGCGCUGCUAGUAGAACCCGAGCCGGCUGAAACCCGGACGUUCUGCUGGGCUCACCACUCUGGCCUGUUAGGGUUGCAGAGACCCCAGCAUCAAUCCAGUAGCCUAAGUUCCCCCAGAAACAGAGGUUUGUUCUUCAAUCCACGCACAUUCUCUUCCUAGAGCCUCCGGUGUCCGCUUUGCUAACUUUGGAGACCUGCUCUGAUUGCUGUUUUUUCCCCCCCUUUUAUUUUCCCAAGAAAGUGUUGGUAUACAAAAAGGUGUCCAGAAGAAAUUCUCCAAGACUUUUGGACCUAGGGUGUAUCUCAGUGAUAGAGUGGGUAUUUAGUAUGUCUCAAGGCGCUGGAUUCUAUCCCCAGAACCAAAAAUAAAGAAAGAAAAACAAAUAAAGAAAUGCUGCGAGGUAUCAAAGUAUUCGGUACAAAAUGCUGUUGAAUGGCUUUGCAGUUAGAAGAAAUCGCGGGUACCAACGUUAACCCCGCCCCCACUGCAUUCCUGUUUCGGUGCUUGGGGAGGACCCUAGGUUGGCCCUAAAGUUCUGCACUCCUCUGGAUCUUACCAGAAGUCUCUUUAGGAACUAGUGUGGUUGCAGACACAAGCCCUGCCCCCGGGGAGCCAAAAACUCCACCGGGCAAUUGUCUUGGCCAGAGGAGAAGAGUGAGGUGUGGACUCAUUAAGGGAUUGGCCCGGGGUCACUCGUGAGGGAGGGAGCAGGUGAGUCACUCCCAGCCACUGAGAACCGGCUUGCAGAGGAGGGACCUCCCCUGAGUCACUGCUUCGCUGAGCUCCCGAGAAGCUCAGAAUGAGUUGAGAAACUGAAGCCUGGAGCCAAGUUUUUUAGAGUUUCAAAGCUCCUGUAGCCACUAGGGAGGGGCUAGGCAGCGCUCCCUCCCACCCCAGACCUCUGUAAUGCAGUUCCAAAGUCCUCUUUCCCCCAUACCCCAGUUCUCACUUAUUUAGCCACUGGUAUGCACUGAUUUAAUGAUUGUCUUGUGUUUACAUGGCACCUUUAAAGAUGAGAUCUGAGCUACCUUGUAAGUAAACAUUAACAAAAUCAGGGCAAGGACUGGACCUCUCAAGCAUGCUUCUUUGGUAAUCUUCCUUUGCUUGCAAAGGCCUUGACCUAAAGAAAUGCUCCAUUCAAGUGAUCACCUGACCCAUUUACUACCUUCAGUGUGUGUCCCCGCCCAUCCUUGUCUAAGACCCUAUUACCUAUGCUUCUUCCCUCUGCCGCCCCACCCCACCCCACCCCUUCCCUUAUAGUCCGUUAAGCCUGUGGCCAACCCAGUGACCUUAGUGAAAUAUAAGUAGAUCUUGUGACUCCUCCCCUUAAACCUACCAAAGUCUUUCCAUCAUGCAUAGAAUAAACCCAGAGCCUGCAAGAUGGGCCAGGCUGACCUUCUGUCUUCCCCUGCAGUUCCCCACAUGUCCUUACUGCCAGAAUCCUGUUCCUCCAAUUCCCUGCCUGUCAUCAUCUUUUCAUCCUUCAGGUUUACCUUCUCAAGGAGGACCUCUGUGAUGCCUUAAGUAAAGCAGGUCAUUCUGCAGGAUCCUGCCUCAUAUUAGAAAGUAUCUUGCUAUGUCUUUGCUGUUUAUUAUCUGCCCCCUUAGAGUACAAGUUCCCUGAGGGCACAGUCCUCCUCUAACCUAUUGCUCUCAAUGCCUAGACCAGGACCUGACAUCCAGAGAUGCUUAGCAAAUAUCCGUUGAGUGAAUGACCAAGCUGCUGCCAGGGCAAGCGGAUGUUGGUAGACAGGAGUGCUGAAGCCUGAAGUGAACGGACCUUCAUUCUCUUCAGAUCACUCUGACCAUGUACAACUAGAGGUGGCCAUAUAGGAAAACAGGCCAUUCAGCCUCCAUUAACUUAGAUGUAUUCUGCUCCUGAUCUGAUGGACACAUGCAGUACCAGAUAAUUACCCCAUCAUGUCCCGCUUCUCUCCCCGCUAUUACCCAUGACCAUACCUCAGUUUUCUACUACUUAAAGAGUCCCAAAGGCUUCUCUCUCUCUUCUCUCUCUUCUCUCUCUCUCUCUCUCUCUCUCUCUCUCUCUCUCUCUGAAACCAUAGUCCUACAUAGUCCACCUCCUCUCCUCUCUCUGAUAUCCUCUGUCACCCGUGCUCUUCGACAGCCACAAUGACCUUUUUUUUUUAAGGAGGAGAGGGAGAGAAAGAGAGAAUUUUUUUUUAAUAUUUAUUUCUUAGUAUUUGGCGGACACAACAUCUUUGUUUGUAUGUGGUGCUGAGGAUUGAACCCAGAGCCACACGCAUGCCAGGCGAGCCUGCUACCGCUUGAGCCACAUCCCCAGCCACAAUGGCCUUUUUUGAGAUCCACAAGUCACACUUUUGCCUUCUUCAACUCCUCACUCCAGUGAGCCCCUCUGUCACCAUUCUAUUUAAAAUUAAAAUAUUUCUACAGACUCUAUA